Messenger RNA from Paraglomus brasilianum, 743 nucleotides. Lineage: Eukaryota; Fungi; Glomeromycota; Glomeromycetes; Paraglomerales; Paraglomeraceae. The record is from the annotation of a GenBank genome assembly.
AUAUUCCUAUAUUCAAUGUCCCAGAAAUCAUAACUUUCGAACCGAAAAAAAUAAAACCCACCUCAUCAAAUACCAAUCACGUCGAAAAAGAUAAACCGGAAUUUCCAGUUGCUUCGUCAUCAGUGUCUAUUGCAGAGCAGGCCGUUAGGCGAUUCUCUGAAUCAUGGGACAAAGUCCCUACCGAUAUAUCUCCGCCACCCGAGAUCGUACACGUAGAACUUGUGGACGAUAAAUCCGAACCAGUUUCUGAGAUCAUUAAACCGGUGAAUGAUAAAGUUGAAUAUCCAAAAAUUAUCGAAUUGAUAAAUGAUCCCGAAAUCUCUCCCGACUUACCUGUAAACAAUGAACCAAAAACCAUUAACGAAGUAUCUCCCCAGCAGAUAUCAUGCCCACCCGGAUAUCAAACCAGGGAGCAACGAGAAAUACGAUUAAGACAAAAAGCCAUCGAACUUGGUGAGGAUCCAGAUAAGUUCGUUACUAUUACUGAAAAAGAUAGGGAUUUGGCGAGAAUUUAUUAUGAUAAAAUGAUGGCAGAUGCGGAAAUAAUUGAAUUUGCACGAAGCGAUGGGGUCGAUCCAGAGAACUAUAUGGAACUGUCCAGACGAGAAAAAUUAAUAUGUAUGGAGAUUGAUCUUCGGCUAUAUGAAGAUAAAGGCGAACCCCGAGCCUAUACAUGCAUUUAUAAUGAUGAGGACUGGGCAAAAAAUAUAGAGAUACUCCGGGAAAAUGGAUAUCUAUGGUAA